Molecule: messenger RNA, 2370 nt
Organism: Blepharisma stoltei
Lineage: Eukaryota; Ciliophora; Heterotrichea; Heterotrichida; Blepharismidae
Source: the annotation of a GenBank genome assembly
AUGAGUGGGCAGGAAAUUGAUGACGGGGAAUAUGCUGUUGCAGAAUCACCCGAGCCAAAGCCAAACAUGCCGAACAUGAAGCCAACUAAGUUCGAGAAAACCCCAUUAGGCCACAUCUUUUCUCUUUAUCCUAUGAUGAAAACGGAAAAAAUUGUAUCAAAAUACAUGGAAUUGCCUCCUCUUAACCUUGAAGUUUCGCUAUUUCCUCCUCUAUGAGUGAGUAAAGUACUUUUGAUAAUUUUUUAAUAAAUUUUAUAUUUAAUAUAUUUAUAUUCUAUCCAUCAAAUUUUAAGUAUUCAAAAUAUUAAAAUAUUUAUAACAAAAUCUAAUUUAAUUAAAAAAAUGAGUUUUUAAUUUUCCCAAAAUAAACCUUUUCAAUAUUUUUGAUUUUUCACUGAUGGAGAACUAAGCGAUACUCUAAAGCACAGAAAAGCUGUAAAAGGUACUGACAACGGAAUAUAUACAGGAACACUAAACGAUAAAAAUCAAAGACAUGGUGUUGGGCUAUUAGCUAUGAAGGAUGGCUCUAUUUUUGAAGGACACUUUGAAAAUGGAGCUAUAAAAGGAUUUGGCCGACUAGUUACUAUAGCAGCAGAUGUUUAUGAAGGAGAAUUCGAAGGAAUCUACUUAAAAAACACUGGGAUCAUUUGCUUUGCAGGAGAAAAUAAGUUAUAUAAAGGAGAAGUCCAGGAAAAUGUACCCCACGGACAAGGAGAGGAAGAGACAGCAACUGAAACUUAUAAAGGAGAGUUCACAAGAGGAAAAAGAAAUGGGUAUGGCGAAGUAAUUUGCACAGACGGAAGCUGAUUCAAAGGGCAUUUUCUUAUGAACAAGCUUGAAGGAAAAGGCACUUAUCAUGGAGUCAACGGCAAUGAAUAUUCUGGAGACUGGUCAAAAAGUAAAGUUCAUGGAAAAGGAGUUUAUACCUGGCCAGAUGGCCAACAAUAUGAAGGAGAAUUCAAAGAAGGAUUCAGAGAUGGUUAUGGAAUCAUGAGAUACCCAGAUGGCAGGUGGUACCAAGGAUAUUGGGAAAAAGGAAGACAAGACGGUGUCGGUAAAGAAAAAACUGAAUCAGGAAUAAUUGUGACCGGACUUUGAAGAUUUGGACAAUUAAAAAAGAAAUUAGGAGAAAGCAGUAGCGAAGCAGGCUCAACUGACACAGGAAUGGAUGGUGUCGAAGAUGUUCCUGGCAAUAUGAACGAUUUGAUAAAGAAAGUUGAAGAAAUGCGAAAACAGAAAAGAAUGAAUGAAGAUUAUGCAAACUCUGACGUCAUGACAAAUCUGGCUGAUGCUAUUGUUGAAACCAGAAAUAUCAAAUAUGAACAGAUUCAUGAUAAGAAACGAAAAGAAGUAAAAAAGAAAAAAGAAGAGAGAAAGGUAGAAACUCGAAAAGAAAAAAAGAAAAAGAAGAGAAUGAGAAUGGAAAAUGACAAAGAACUCACGCUAUCGCUAAGUGCCAUUAAUUUGCCUCCAGGGUCAGAACAGCUGUUUGAAAGGGCAAUGAAAGCACGAGAAGCCUUGCCAGCUUUUAAUUAUUAUGAGCCAGAUUUCGAGUUGUCUGAGAAAACUGUGUUUAGGAAUGACUGGGCUCAAACUGGGGAUAAUCAAUGGUAUAGAGGAGAGGUGAAUCAUAAAAAUAAUUCAUUUGUUAGAGGAGUGCUCCUGCAAACUGGAAAAAUAUAUGAGGGAUACAUUUUUGCUGGCAAAAAAUGUGGACUUGGAAGACAAAUUUCAUCAAAAGGGGAUAUUUAUGAAGGAUAUUGAAUAGAUAACAAAAAACAUGGAUUCGGAGUUUUGCAUUCUAAGACUCAAAAUUUAAGCUAUGCAGGAGAAUGGCAAUCUAACCAAUUUCAUGGGGAAGGCAUUUUAAAAACUGUAGAUGCAAAAUAUACUGGAAGCUGAAAAAAUAAUCAGCAGCAUGGGUAUGGAGAAUUGAUUUAUAAUGAUGGAAGGAUUUUUAAAGGAAAUUUUAAAAAAGGAAUAAUCAAGGGAUAUGGAACUAUUCUUUGGCCAGACGGGACAGGAUAUGCUGGACAGUGGGAAAACGGAGAAAUUGUGGGGAUUGGAACCAAAGUGACUAAAUCUAUAAAAAAAAUUAAAGAAAAGCAUACUAAAAAACAGCUUGAAGAAAUCGAUACUGAGCCAAAAGAAGAAUCACUUAUCCCUGAACAUGAUUCAAUUCCACAAGAAGUUAAUUCAUUAGCUUAUGAAGAAGCCAAUUCUCCAGUUCCUGAUGAAGAAAAUUCAUCAGCUCUUGAAGGAUCCAAUUCAUCAGCCAAUCAAGAAGCUAAUUCACCAGCUGCUGAAGAAGUUGACUCACCAGCUCCUGAAGAAAUCAAUUCAUUAAUACACUCUGAUAUCUCUGCAUAG